Rhizoctonia solani is the source of this 264-nucleotide messenger RNA. Its product is annotated as small nuclear ribonucleoprotein E. Gene Ontology annotation, cellular component: U1 snRNP; U2 snRNP; U4 snRNP. NCBI's taxonomy places the organism in Eukaryota, Fungi, Basidiomycota, Agaricomycetes, Cantharellales, Ceratobasidiaceae. Gene Ontology annotation, molecular function: RNA binding. The transcript is spliced from 5 exons. Bases 1 to 264 code for a protein of 87 amino acids. The record is from RefSeq and is a predicted model, not a curated record. Gene Ontology annotation, biological process: mRNA splicing, via spliceosome; spliceosomal snRNP assembly.
AUGAGUGGCCGCCAGCAGCGCGUGAUGGUUCAGCCCAUCAAUGUGAUAUUUCGGCACCUGCAACAAAAAUCCAAAGCUAUUAUCUGGCUCUACGAUAAUGUCGAAAUGAGAAUACACGGGCGUAUCAUUGGGUUCGAUGAAUUUAUGAAUGUAGUUGUCGAUGAAGCUGAGGAGGUCUAUGCUAAAGACUCAAAACCUAGGCGAAGCGUUGGUCGCAUUCUCCUCAAGGGAGAUAACAUCACGCUUAUUCAACCAGCCCAAUAA